GUGGCGUGCGAGCGUGUUGCUGUGCCGGAAAAUGCGCGCGUAAAUCGCUAAGAGUGUGUGUGAGAAAAUUGUGGCCGCAACGGGAAAAUUGGCUGAGCAAAUAAACAAAUGCGGUGCGUGCCAUGUGCUUGUGUUUGUGGAGUGCGUGAAUGAAGUGCCACGGAGUAGCAGCGGAAAUCGUUUGCUGGCCCAUCGACUGGUCAGCCAGUGCGGGUGCGCUGUGCUGUUGCGGUCGUGGAUGAUGUGGCUGGCGCUGUCGGUGCCAGGAGCGCAGUUGCCGGGCCAUAAUUGUCGGUUGAAUGACUCUCGAUGCGAUAGCAAUAAUAACAAGCAAAUCGUCAGCAACGGCAAUCAUAAUAUUCAUCAAUGUCACACCUGACGGCGGAGCAUAAGCAGCAUCGAAAUACAAAUACAAAACCCCAAAUUGCCGACAGCACCACCGCACAGUUUUUGGACAUUGCGAAAUGUUAGCAGGAGCCGCGACACAAACAAUCGACACAACACAACGACGAGCGUCGACGACAUCUGGUAAAAUUACAAGAAAGGAAGCUGCAGGCAUCCGGAUCAGCAGCAGCAGCUGGGAAAGAUGGUUUUAAGCACCGAAUGGUCACAGGUGGAGGUUAUCGAUCUGAUCAACGAUGGCAACGGUCUCGGCUUCAUCCUUGUGGGCGGGCGCAGCACUGGGGUGGUGAUCAAGGCCCUGACGCCGGGGGGUGUGGCCGAGCGAGAUGGACGUCUACAAUUGGGCGAUCACCUGCUGCAAAUCGGCGAGGUCAAUCUGCGGGGCUUCAGCUCGGAGCAGGUCGCCACAGUUCUUCGUCAGACCGGAGCUCAGGUGCGUCUGAUUGUGGCGCGGCCGGUGGAGCCGACGGCCAUCGAUUACCAAACGCUGGCCUGUCAGGCGCCGAUUAUACCAACUAAGCUCCUCUCCGACCCGGAAGAACUGUCGCGUCAUCUCUUCCAGAAUCCGAGCUUUGCCACCGCCGCUGCGGCAGCAGCAGCAGCCGCCGCAGCAGCAGCAGCAUCUAGCGGUGGUGAUGGCAGCGGCGGAGGCGGCGUCUGUGUCGGUGGCAUGGACGUGGCCAGUUUGGUGGGUCUGGUGCGCGGCGGUCCCGUCGAGGGUUCCGAGAUGUCCGCCAUGGAAGCGCCUGCGGCACAGCUGCAGCUCACGGAACUCGGCGAUUUGGCCGACUUCCCACUGCCACCGAUUCCGGGCGGCAAUCCUAACGGUGCGGAAUCCAAUACUGGCCAGCGACCGUGCCCGCGACUGGAUCUGGAUAUAGUGCCCUUCUCGAUACUAUCGCCGCCGCCACGCCCCGCCCUGCAGAUGCUGCCCCUGGAGACCCAAUGGCGGUCCGUUCAGGAACAGCAUCAGCACAUAGAGACUGUGAUAGCCGGCAGCAAACGCAAGCUGUUGGCCAAUGAAGAUGGCGGUUGCGGCUCCGGCUCGGGUUCGGGAUCGGGCUCCGGUUCCGGCUCACCCGACUCCUACAUGGACUCACCGGAAACGGAAACCUAUGUGGUGGAGCUGCACAAGAACGUCUAUGGCCUGGGCAUAACCGUAGCCGGUUACGUUUGCGAGGAGGAGGAUCUCUCUGGGAUAUUCGUGAAGAGCAUCAUCGAGGGUAGUGCGGCGGAGACGAGCGGUCAGAUUCAGAUCAACGACCGCAUUGUGGCCGUAGAUGGAAGGUCCCUGUCGGGGGUGACCAACCACCAGGCGGUGGAGCUGCUCCGGAACACAGACAUCGAGGUUCACCUGACAUUGGAGCGGUUUCUGCGGGGCAGAAAGUUCGAACAUCUGCAAGUGGCUCUCACGGAGAUCAAAGGCAGUGCUGGACCAUCCGGUUUGGACAGGAAUCAGGAGAAGGACCAGGACCAGGAGUCACAGCUCUCCAUGCCGGGGUCACCCUCGAUAGCCACGCUCAGCUGGCUGCCACCCAAGUCACUGGAUGCCGAUUCCAUAGCCACUGAAGGCGACGAGGCCGAGGCGGAGGAUGUGGGCGUUUCGGGAGCAGGCGAGGAAUUCGUGGAACUUCCCUCGCGGGACACCGUGGAGUCGAACAUGUCGCACGUGCUGGACCGCAGCGAUCACAGUGGCGGGGUGACAAAACUGGCCACGUCCAGUCCGGUGGCGCCGUUAAGCAAUGGCAGGAGCCCGAACCUGGCCGAUGACAGUGGCAACGACACCGAUGAGCAGUGUCCAGAGCCGGAAACCGAGACGCAAACGCAGACGGAGACUGGAACGGGAAAGGGUGUGGCAAAGGCCAGAAAGGGGUCCAGAGCCGAGUCGAGUAAGGUUAAGGAACCCGAUGAUCCCGGCGCAGAUCCCGAUCUCGAUCCCGAUCCCGGCCAGAUGACCACGCCCACGAACGAGGCACCUGCCAAGGUGGCCAGCCCGACCGCCGCCUCCCUGCGCGUGGCCUGGAAAAGUGAGUUUCCCGACAGUGAAAUUUUAGUUGCCGAAAUAAAUAAACUUUCAGGUCUAGGGAUCAGCCUCGAAGGCACCGUGGAUGUGGAGUGCGGCAUUGAGAAGCGUCCGCAUCACUAUAUACGCUCCAUACUCGCCGACGGCCCAGUUGGCCGCCAGGGCAUCCUGCGGCCGGGCGAUGAGCUCCUGCAGGUGAACGAGCAUAAGCUCCAGGGCCUGCGCCACAUCGAUGUGGUGAAAAUCCUCAAAGAGCUGCCGGCCCGCGUUAAGUUGGUGUGUGCCCGGGGCACUCGUGUUCCGUCGGUGAUAAAUACCUCGCAAAACCCGGAGGCCUUCGAGACGCGCAGCCUUCUGCCCGGUGGUCACCAGAGCCUCCAGAAUCUGCUGAGCAAGGCGCAGUCGGAGAGUUCGCUGUACACGUCCAGCACGGCGACUUUGACGGAUGCAGGCGGUGGCGGAGCCGGUGGAUCGGGAGGAAAUGGAGCUGCAGGAGCGCGCUCCAAGUCGCUGGAGAACGUGUCCGGCCUCGCCCUGUGGAGCUGUGAAGUGACCGCCGUGGAUAUUGAGAAGACGGAGCACGGUUUCGGCUUCUCCAUUCUGGAUUACCAGGAUCCCUUAGACUCUGAGGGCAGUGUGAUCGUGAUUCGUGGCCUGAUACGCGGUGGUGCUGCCGAGGCAACCAACGAGAUAUAUCCAGGUGACCGCCUCAUGAGCGUCGGUGAUCGUUUGCUGCAAGGCCUGGAGCUGGACGAGGCGGUGGCCAUAUUGAAGUCCAUGCCGCCGGGACUCACUCGCCUGGGCAUCUGUCGGCCCCUCUCCGCUUCGGAUAGCAAUAGCAAUAGUAAUAUAGCCUCGCCGCUCGGUGACUCGGCCAGUACAUAGUGACAGCCCAUCCCCGACGGCCUACAGGAGUCGGAGAUCAAACCGGAAACGGAAGUGGAAGCUGAACCGAAUGCAGAGCCGGAGGAGGAACAGGAGCUGUUCUCAUUGUAUUUCAUGACCCUAAUAUCAGCAAUGUGAAAGCAUCAACCAAACACCGAAUGGGAAAUUAAAAAAAAAAAGAAAG
Drosophila serrata is the source of this 3494-nucleotide messenger RNA. RefSeq names its product patj homolog. Gene Ontology annotation, molecular function: protein binding. The record is from RefSeq and is a predicted model, not a curated record. NCBI's taxonomy places the organism in Eukaryota, Metazoa, Arthropoda, Insecta, Diptera, Drosophilidae.